Molecule: messenger RNA, 4250 nt
Organism: Sinocyclocheilus rhinocerous
Lineage: Eukaryota; Metazoa; Chordata; Actinopteri; Cypriniformes; Cyprinidae
Product: voltage-dependent calcium channel subunit alpha-2/delta-1-like
Exons: 40
Coding region: 390-3629 (1079 amino acids)
Cellular component (GO): L-type voltage-gated calcium channel complex
Molecular function (GO): voltage-gated calcium channel activity
Source: RefSeq, a predicted model, not a curated record
AGAGAAGGAGGAGGAGGAGAGAGAGAGAGGGACUGGAGAGGGUUGCAUUGCAUGAAGAUCCGAUGAAAGAUAGCAGGCUAUUGCAAUAAGAGGGCAAGAGAGAGGGGUGGGGGCAGAAUGACGCUGAUUCGGGGCUAUUGAUCUCUCCCUCCCAAUCUAUACGGGGUCAGUAGUUUGAUCAGAGCGCGCGCAGGAUCACACAGAAGAGCCACACACGCGCUUUUGUAACAUGAAGCGGCGCGUAUAGAGCUAUCCAACAGGACACUCAUCACCAAUCCGAUCCAGUCUGUCUCUAACCUGAUGACGGGAGAUAAUAAGAUUAUCCAGCAGGACAGGAGAACGACGCGUUAUAUCUUUGGAGAAAAGUAACUGGUGUGGAUUGACAGCUGAUGGUGCGCUCGAGAUCAACAGAUCUGGCCAUGAAUCCGUUCAGAAUCUCCGCGCUGAUGAUGUUCCUCUUCGCAUCUGUUCAUAUCUCGUGCCCAUCGCAGUUCCCCAGUCCGCUCAUGAUAAAAGAAUGGGUAGAUCAACUGCAGCAGGAGCUGGUUUCUCUAGCAGACAUAGCCAGCGCUGGGAAUAAUCUAAGACAGAUCUUUAUGGAUAAUCAGAAUUAUUUCACUGUGAAAACAAAUAAUGCGGCACAGCUUGUGGAAACAGCGGCAAGGAAUAUAGAAAAUUUUUUGAAGAAGCGAGCCGCAGCUCUAGAGACUUUGGCAACUGCAGCAGAGAAUUUCCAAAUGGAGCAUCAAUGGAAAGAUGAAUUUGAAGAGGAUGAUAUAGUUUACUUUAAUGCCAAGGAUAAUCUUGAAGCCAAUGAAACAGAAGGAAGGAAAAACCGGAUCAGACCUGCAUUUAAAGAAGACCCGUCAUUCAAAAACCGCCUCACCUCCUACAACCAUACGGCAGUGCAUAUCCCCACGGACAUAUAUGACGGCUCCACCAUUGUGUUGAAUGAGCUGAACUGGACUGAAGCACUGGAAGACGUCUUUAAGAAAAACAGAGAAGAGGAUCCAACGCUACUAUGGCAGGUGUUCGGCAGCGCUACUGGAUUAGCUCGCUAUUACCCAGCUUCCCCUUGGAUGGAUGCCAGGAAAACGCCCAGUAAAAUCGACCUGUACGAUGUGCGCCGGCGACCUUGGUAUGUUCAAGGUGCCGCGUCGCCCAAGGACAUGCUGAUUCUUGUUGAUGCGAGUGGAAGUGUAUCUGGACUGACCCUUAAACUGAUCCGAACCUCUGUCAGUGAAAUGCUGGAGACACUUUCUGAUGAUGAUUAUGUCAAUGUCGUCCAUUUUAACACAAAAGUGAACAACACAGCAUGUUUCGACCACCUGGUUCAAGCUAACGUUCGCAAUAAGAAGAUCUUAAAAGAUGCAGUGCAGAACAUCACAGCCAAGGGCAUCACCAACUACACCAAAGGCUUCGAAUUUGCCUUCAAUCAGCUGUCAAAUCCAAACAUCACCAGAGCAAACUGCAACAAGAUCAUAAUGCUGUUUACUGAUGGAGGCGAGGAGAGAGCAGAGGAGGUCUUCAGCAGAUACAACAUUGACAAAAAGGUGCGUGUGUUCACAUUCUCUGUGGGUCAACAUAACUAUGACACCUGGCCAAUAAAGUGGAUGGCCUGUGCUAAUAAGGGAUAUUUCUACGAAAUCCCAUCCAUUGGAGCCAUUCGCAUAAACACACAGGAGUAUCUAGAUGUUUUGGGCAGGCCAAUGGUCCUUGCAGAUGCCAAACAAGUGCAGUGGACCAACGUGUACCUGGACGCUCUGGAGUUGGGCCUAGUCAUCACAGGCACGCUACCCGUGUUCAACAAGACCAAAUCCAGGAAGGGCGGAUCUCGAAACCAGCAUCAGAACCAGUUGAUUUUAGGAGUGAUGGGGGUGGAUGUGUCUCUCGAUGAUAUUAAAAGAUUGACGCCCCGCUUCACAAUUGGUCCUAAUGGAUAUUAUUUCGCAAUUGAUCCUAACGGUUACGUGCUGCUCCAUCCAAACCUGCAACCAAAGAACCCCAAAUUCCAGGAGCCUGUUACACUGGAUUUUCUGGAUGCUGAGCUGGAAAAUUAUAUUAAAGUCCAGAUACGGACUCUGAUGAUUGACAGAGACCCUGGGGAGAAAACAAUAGAAACGCUUGUGAAAUCUCAAGAUGAGAGAUACAUUGAUCGAGGAGUCAGGACGUACACCUGGGCGCCGGUUAACGGGACAGACUACAGCCUGGCCUUGGUUUUGCCUGAAUACAGUCUGCAUUACAUCGAGGCAAACAUGGGGGACACUAUAAAACAAGCCAUGUCACAAUGGGGAAACAAGGCCUUUGAAACCAUGCAGCAGGAGAAAUUUGAGGAAUAUGGGUACACCUUUAUUGCACCCAGGGAAUACUGCAAGGACCUCAAAAUCUCAUCCAACAACACCCAGUUUCUGAUGGACUUCAAUGAGUAUAUUGACAGGAAAACUCCAAAUGAUCCUCUGUGUAAUCUCACUCUUGUAAACCGGCUGCUGCUGGACGCCGGUCUCACAGCAGACCUUGUCAAUGUCUGGAAGGAUCAGAAUGUAGAUGGAGUUUUGGCCCAGUUUGUGGCUACAGAUGGAGGCAUUACACGUGUGUAUCCUAAAAGUGCCGGGGAAGAAUGGGGUGAAAACUCUGAGACCUAUGACUCAAGUUUUUACAAAAGGAGUCUGGACAAUGACAUAUACAUCUUCACCGCCCCAUACGUCAACAGGAGCAGAGAGUCUGGUUAUGAGUCCGGUAUCCUUGUCAGUAAAGCAGUGGACUUGGACAUUAAUGGAGCAAAACUCAAACCUGCUGUGGUGGGAGUCAAACUCAACGUGUCGGCCUGGAUGAACAGCUUCAUAAACGCUACCACCAAGAAAAAUUGCAAAGAUGAGAUCUGCGGGUGCCUCCGAAAUGAUAAGCAAGUGGACUGCGUGAUUCUGGAUGAUGGCGGAUUUCUGCUCAUGUCCAAUCAGGAUGAAUAUAUCACACAGAUAGGUCAGUUCUUUGGUGAAGUGGACCCUGUUCUGAUGAUCACUUUGGUCAAUACCUCGCUGUUCUCUUUUAAUAAAACCUACGACUACCAAUCCGUCUGCGACCCGGAGAGAGAAACUAAAGCUGCUGCCGGACCCCGCUCUAUAUAUGUGCCAACGAUAGCAGAUAUGCUGACUGUAGGCUGGUGGGCCUCCACUGCGGUCUGGUCAGUUUUGCAGCAGCUACUUCUCAGUCUGACUCUCCCAAAUAUAGUGGGAACAGCAUUCCUCAGAGGGCAGACAGAUCUGUUGAGAACUGCGAGAACUGUUUGUUUUAAUGACUUUCCUACCUUUUUUCCAAGAAUGUACCGGGCUGAGAAGCUCCCAAACACAAAUUUGGUUUUUUUGAUCUCUGACGCCAAGAGUUCCUGUCUGUCCUGCGAUCCCAAACCACUGAGACAAGCUGAACAGCCCUCUACUGGUCCUGAUCCAUGUGUGCUGACCCAGAACCCUCGGUACAGGAAAGGACCGGACGUCUGCUUUGACAACAACGCAGAUGAGGACGCGUCUGACUGUGGUGGUGGCUGCAGUUUGAGUCCGUCUCUCUGGCUGAUGUUGGCUCUUCAGCUCCUUCUACUCUGGCUGCUUACUGGAACCAGAACCUGUUUGUCCUGACCAGAGCACAUCUACAGACUAGAAACAACAACUACUGACUGAACUGCUUAUUAUACAGACCACAACAUAACCACACUUCGACUAUAUGACCUAAGAUUGUUUGUUUGUUAGUCAACCCAAAACAAUACGACUAAUGCAGAUUCAAACUCUACUGUAAAAUUGACACGACUCAUCAACUCACUGCCAAAUACUGCCCUCUCAGACCAACCAGAAAAAGCAACACAGUCAGACACGAGAGACAUAUAUACACUUAUCUUUUUGACUUUUUAACACAGGAACCACGUUAUGACCACAGAAAUGGUUCAUGCAAAAUGUUUAGUGCCGCAAAUAUAAUGUGUCAACAAUGUGGUCAGAGACGGCUUGCAGCACCAGCCCGGAUCUGAAGCGGGGUUUAAUGGGACAGGAAAGACUGUUCAGCUCUGGAGCUCAUUAUGAAUUCUGCUGGAAGUGAGCUUUGCAGCAGUAGUAGGUCAGUGAUGUCACACCCAAGCCCUUUAGGCCCAUCAAGGGCUGUUUUUCUUGUUUUAUGUUCUUUGAUUUCUCUGGUAUGUGCAGUAGGGGAAAUCUCAUGAAGAAAUCUGUAAGUCAUAUUUCACCUCAACAUUAAAAGAUAUGAAUAUA